GCGCGGCGCGGCGCUCCGCGGGCGACGGGAUCGAGGCUAGUCCGCAGCCGCGCGGAGCUCGGCUCCCCAUUCAUGCUGGGCAGCCGCGACGCGGCCACGCAGCGGAGCCCCGGCGCGGCAGCGGCCUCGGCCUGGGCGGCCUGCGAGGCUUUGGCGGCCCAGCGGCUGAGCAAGCAGCGGCUGGGCGGGCGGCGGGGCGCGGCGAUGGCCGGCGGCAGGGCGCGCCCGGGGGCAGCCGGGCUGAGGCUCCCCGUCCUGUGAUGCAUGUCCCUGUAGGACCUGAGCGCCUCAGCCGGAGGCCCCGGCCCGCCAUGCCACUGCCACAUCUGAGCCCACGGGCGCUCCUGCUGCUGCUGUCGCUGCCGGGGGUUGUGCGGGCAGUGGCGGGUGUGCCUAGAGCGGGUGGAGACCCUCAGCCUACCUUCCGCACCUUUGCCGCCAGCGACUGGGGCCUCACCCACCUGGUAGUUCAUGAGCAGACGGGUGAGGUGUACGUGGGCGCGGUGAACCGCAUCUACAAGCUGUCGGGGAACCUGACGCUGCUUCGGGCCCACGUGACAGGCCCUGUGGAGGACAACGAGAAGUGCUACCCCCCACCCAGCGUGCAGUCGUGCCCACAUGGCCUGGGCAGCACCGACAACGUCAACAAGCUGCUGCUCCUGGAUUAUGCUGCCAACCGCCUGCUGGCCUGUGGCAGCGCCUCCCAGGGCAUCUGCCAGUUCCUGCGACUGGAUGACCUCUUCAAGCUGGGCGAGCCCCACCACCGCAAGGAGCACUACCUGUCGAGCGUCCGUGAGGCAGGCAGUAUGGCAGGCGUGCUGAUCGCUGGGCCACCGGGCCAGGCCCAGGCCAAGCUCUUCGUGGGCACACCCAUCGAUGGCAAGUCCGAGUACUUCCCCACACUGUCUAGCCGCCGGCUCAUGGCCAAUGAGGAGGAUGCCGACAUGUUCAGCUUUGUGUACCAGGACGAGUUCGUGUCGUCACAGCUCAAGAUCCCCUCGGACACACUGUCCAAGUUCCCAGCCUUCGACAUCUACUAUGUGUACAGCUUUCGCAGCGAGCAGUUCGUGUACUACCUCACCCUGCAGCUGGACACACAGCUGACCUCGCCCGAUGCCGCUGGGGAGCAUUUCUUCACCUCCAAGAUUGUGCGUCUGUGUGUAGACGACCCCAAGUUCUACUCAUACGUCGAGUUCCCCAUCGGUUGUGAGCAGGCAGGGGUGGAGUACCGCCUGGUGCAGGAUGCCUACCUGAGCCGGCCUGGCAGUGCCCUGGCCCGGCAGUUAGGCCUGGCUGACAAUGAGGAUGUGCUGUUCACUGUGUUCGCCCAAGGCCAGAAGAACCGCGUGAAACCGCCCAAGGAGUCGGUGCUGUGCCUGUUCACGCUCAGGGCUAUCAAGGAGAAGAUCAAAGAGCGCAUCCAGUCUUGCUACCGUGGCGAGGGCAAGCUCUCCCUGCCCUGGCUGCUCAACAAGGAGCUGGGCUGCAUCAACUCGCCCCUGCAGAUCGAUGACGACUUCUGUGGGCAGGACUUCAACCAGCCACUGGGGGGCACGGUUACCAUCGAGGGCACACCCCUAUUUGUGGACAAGGAGGAUGGCCUGACUGCUGUGGCCGCCUAUGACUAUCGGGGACGCACCGUUGUGUUCACUGGCACACGAAGUGGCCACAUCCGAAAGAUCCUGGUGGACUUGGCCAACCCUGGUGGCCGGCCAGCGCUGGCCUACGAAAGUGUGGUAGCCCAAGAGGGCAGCCCCAUCCUGCGUGACCUGGUCCUCAGCCCUGAUCGCCAGUACCUCUACACCAUGACGGAAAAGCAGGUGAUGCGAGUGCCUGUAGAGAGCUGUGUGCAGUACACAUCAUGUGAGCUCUGCCUCGGCUCUCGGGACCCCCACUGCGGUUGGUGUGUCCUGCAUAGCAUCUGCUCGCGUCAGGAUGCCUGUGAGCGGGCAGAGGAGCCUCAGCGCUUCGCCUCAGACCUGCUGCAGUGUGUGCAGCUGACUGUGCAGCCUCGCAAUGUCUCUGUCACCAUGUCCCAGGUCCCGCUUGUACUGCAGGCCUGGAACGUGCCUGACCUCUCGGUCGGUGUCAACUGCUCCUUUGAGGACUUCACUGAGUCCGAGAGCAUCCUGGAAGACGGUCGCAUCCACUGCCACUCGCCCUCUGCUGGGGAGGUGGCGCCCAUCACGCAGGGCCAGGGAGACCAGCGAGUGGUAAAGCUGUACCUGAAGUCUAAGGAAACAGGCAAGAAGUUUGCAUCCGUGGACUUCGUCUUCUACAACUGCAGCGUUCACCAGUCCUGCCUGUCAUGUGUCAAUGGCUCCUUCCCCUGUCACUGGUGCAAAUACCGCCAUGUGUGCACAGACAACGCUGCUGACUGCGCCUUCCUAGAGGGCCGUGUCAACGUGUCCGAGGACUGCCCGCAGAUCCUACCCUCCACCCAGAUCUAUGUGCCAGUGGGCGUGGUAAAGCCCAUCACCCUGGCUGCCCGGAACCUGCCGCAGCCACAGUCGGGCCAGCGUGGGUACGAGUGCCUCUUCCACAUCCCGGGAAGCCCAACCCGUGUCACUGCCCUGCGCUUCAAUAGCUCCAGCCUACAGUGCCAGAACUCCUCGUACUUCUAUGAGGGCAAUGAUAUCAGCGACCUGCCUGUGAACCUGUCAGUGGUGUGGAACAACAACUUUGUCAUUGAUAACCCUCAGAACAUCCAGGCCCACCUCUACAAGUGCCCGGCCCUGCGAGAGAGCUGUGGCCUCUGCCUCAAAGCUGACCCUCGCUUCGAGUGUGGCUGGUGUGUGGCCGAGCGCCGCUGCUCCCUGCGUCCUCACUGCCCUGCUGACUUGCCUGCCGCCUGGAUGCAUGCUCGCCAUGGUGGCAGCCGCUGCACAGACCCCAAGAUUCUCAAGCUGUCCCCUGAGACGGGCCCUCGGCAGGGAGGCACACGGCUCACCAUUAUGGGCGAGAACCUGGGCCUGCGCUUUGAGGACGUGCAGCUGGGCGUGCGUGUGGGCAAGGUGCUGUGCAGCCCCGUGGAGAGCGAGUAUAUCAGCGCCGAGCAGAUCGUGUGCGAGAUUGGUGAUGCCAGCACUGUGCGGGCCCACGAUGCCCUGGUGGAGGUGUGCGUGCGGGACUGCUCCCCCCAGUUCCGGGCCCUGUCGCCCAAGCGCUUCACCUUUGUGACUCCAACCUUUUACCGCGUGAGCCCUGCCCGGGGGCCUCUUUCAGGGGGCACCUGGAUUGGCAUCGAGGGCAGCCACCUGAAUGCAGGCAGUGACGUGGCUGUGUCUAUCGGUGGCCGGCCUUGCUCCUUCUCCUGGCGGAAUUCCAGGGAGAUCCGAUGUCUGACACCCCCCGGGCAGAGCCCUGGCAGUGCCCCCAUUAUCAUCAACAUCAACCGUGCCCAGCUCACCAACCCUGAGGUGAAGUACAACUACACCGAGGACCCCACCAUCCUGAAGAUCGAUCCUGAGUGGAGCAUCAACAGUGGAGGGACCCUUCUAACAGUCACGGGCACCAAUCUGGGCACCGUCCGAGAACCCCGCAUCCGGGCCAAGUAUGGAGGUGUCGAGAGGGAGAACAGCUGCCUGGUGUACAAUGACACCACCAUGGUGUGCCGGGCCCCUUCGGUGGACAACCCCACCCGCACCCCACCGGAGCUGGGGGAGCGGCCCGACGAGCUGGGCUUUGUCAUGGAUGAUGUGCGCGCCCUGCUAGUGCUCAAUGCCUCCUCCUUCCUCUACUUCCCCGACCCCGUGCUGGAGCCGCUCAGCCCCACUGGCCUCCUGGAGCUGAAGCCUAGCUCCCCACUCAUCCUCAAGGGCCGGAACCUCCUGCCACCAGCACCCGGCAACUCGAGGCUUAACUACACAGUGCUCAUCGGCUCCACGCCCUGCGCCCUUACUGUGUCAGAGACACAGCUACUCUGCGAGUCACCCAACCUUACAGGACAGCACAAGGUCACGGUUCGAGCCGGUGGCUUCGAGUUCUCGCCAGGCAUGCUGCAGGUAUACUCAGACAGCCUGCUGACCCUGCCUGCCAUUGUGGGCAUUGGCGGGGGCGGGGGCCUCCUGCUGCUGGUCAUUGUGGCCGUGCUCAUUGCCUACAAGCGCAAGUCACGUGAUGCCGACCGCACCCUUAAGCGGCUGCAGCUCCAGAUGGACAACCUGGAGUCCCGAGUGGCCCUCGAGUGCAAGGAAGCCUUUGCAGAACUGCAGACUGACAUUCAUGAGUUGACCAACGACUUGGAUGGUGCUGGCAUCCCCUUCCUCGACUACAGGACGUACGCCAUGAGGGUGCUCUUCCCUGGGAUUGAGGACCACCCUGUGCUCAAGGAGAUGGAGGUGCAGGCCAACGUGGAGAAGUCGCUGACGCUGUUCGGGCAGCUGCUGACCAAGAAGCACUUCCUUCUAACCUUCAUCCGCACACUGGAGGCCCAGCGCAGCUUCUCCAUGCGUGACCGUGGGAAUGUAGCCUCGCUCAUCAUGACAGCCCUGCAGGGCGAGAUGGAAUAUGCCACGGGCGUGCUCAAGCAGCUGCUGUCUGACCUCAUCGAAAAGAACCUGGAGAGCAAGAACCACCCCAAGCUGCUGCUGCGGCGGACCGAGUCGGUGGCAGAGAAGAUGCUGACCAACUGGUUCACUUUCCUUUUGUACAAAUUCCUCAAGGAGUGCGCGGGGGAGCCGCUGUUCAUGCUGUACUGUGCCAUCAAGCAACAGAUGGAGAAGGGCCCCAUUGAUGCCAUCACUGGCGAGGCACGCUACUCCCUGAGUGAGGACAAGCUUAUCCGGCAGCAGAUCGACUACAAGACAUUGACCCUGAACUGUGUGAACCCUGAGAAUGAGAAUGCCCCUGAGGUGCCGGUGAAAGGACUGAACUGCGACACAGUGACCCAGGUCAAGGAGAAGCUACUGGAUGCUGUGUACAAGGGUGUGCCCUACUCCCAGCGGCCCAAGGCUGGGGACAUGGACCUGGAGUGGCGCCAGGGCCGCAUGGCACGCAUCAUCCUACAGGACGAGGACGUCACCACCAAGAUUGACAAUGACUGGAAGAGGCUCAACACACUGGCUCACUAUCAGGUGACAGACGGAUCCUCAGUGGCGCUGGUGCCCAAGCAGACCUCCGCCUACAAUAUCUCCAACUCGUCUACCUUCACCAAGUCCCUUAGCAGAUACGAGAGCAUGCUGCGCACAGCCAGUAGCCCUGACAGCCUGCGCUCGCGCACGCCCAUGAUCACACCUGACCUGGAGAGCGGCACCAAGCUGUGGCACCUGGUGAAGAACCACGACCACCUAGACCAGCGCGAGGGGGACCGUGGCAGCAAGAUGGUCUCGGAGAUCUACCUGACGCGGCUGCUGGCCACCAAGGGCACACUGCAGAAGUUUGUGGACGACCUGUUUGAGACCAUAUUCAGCACGGCGCACCGGGGCUCGGCUCUGCCACUGGCUAUCAAGUACAUGUUUGACUUCCUGGAUGAACAGGCCGACCAGCACCAGAUACAUGACUCAGAUGUGCGCCACACCUGGAAGAGCAACUGCCUGCCCUUGCGCUUCUGGGUGAACGUGAUCAAGAACCCACAGUUCGUGUUUGACAUCCACAAGAGCAGCAUCACGGACGCCUGCCUGUCGGUGGUGGCCCAGACCUUCAUGGACUCCUGCUCCACGUCUGAGCACAAGCUGGGCAAGGACUCGCCCUCUAACAAGCUGCUCUAUGCCAAGGAUAUCCCCAACUACAAGAGCUGGGUGGAGAGGUACUAUGCCGACAUAGCCAAGAUGCCCGCCAUCAGCGACCAGGACAUGAGUGCAUACCUGGCUGAGCAGUCACGGCUGCACCUGAGCCAGUUCAACAGCAUGAGCGCCUUGCAUGAGAUCUACUCCUACAUCACCAAGUACAAGGACGAGAUCCUGAUGGCCCUGGAGAAGGACGAGCAGGCUCGGCGACAGCGGCUCCGGAGCAAGCUGGAGCAGGUGGUGGACACGAUGGCCCUGAGCAGCUGAGCCACACGGUCACCACUGCCCAGCAGGAGACGAGUGAGACGGCCUGCAAGGGAGGCCUCCGAUCAGCAGCCAAAGCUAGGAGGUCCUGGGAGGCAGCCUCACCCCAUCUGUGCAGACUGCCUGUGUGCUCGGGCAGUGCAGGCCAGCGUCCUCCCAGCCCUCCCCACCCCCUUCCGCCUGGCAGGGGGUCCUGGUUCUAACUGGUGUGGAUGAGACAGUGCCUGCAGCACCCUCUGUGCCCAGAGCUGCUGGCUCCAGGGCUAGCGGAGCCCAGGUGCAGCUGAGGCCUUCUCGAGGGACUUGGGUGACUGCUAAAGAAAACCUGAGGUGGUAAGGCCAAGCUCUCCAGGAUGGGGGAGCCAGUCUGGUGGUCUCCUCACGGCCAAAAGGGCCAGGACAAGGGUCUGGGAGGGGUGAGCCUUCCCGGCUUCCCAGGCAGAGACCCAGGGCCGGGGCCUGGCUGGCAGCCCAGGGAAGGCUGAAUGCUAGGUCCGGCCAAGUUGAGCCCAAGUCAGUAUGGGCUGUCGCCUGCCUGCCUGCCAUGUCUGGCACCCUUACGCUCCUUGCUGCACCGCCACCACCAUCCUCCGAUUCACCGCGUGCUCUCUGCGGCGG
Messenger RNA from Hipposideros armiger (great roundleaf bat), 6608 nucleotides. RefSeq names its product plexin A1 (gene PLXNA1). Gene Ontology annotation, biological process: semaphorin-plexin signaling pathway; regulation of cell migration. The record is from RefSeq and is a predicted model, not a curated record. NCBI's taxonomy places the organism in Eukaryota, Metazoa, Chordata, Mammalia, Chiroptera, Hipposideridae. Gene Ontology annotation, molecular function: protein binding; semaphorin receptor activity. The transcript has 32 exons. Gene Ontology annotation, cellular component: plasma membrane; semaphorin receptor complex. Bases 261 to 5993 code for a protein of 1910 amino acids.